Messenger RNA from Schistosoma guineensis, 9796 nucleotides. Lineage: Eukaryota; Metazoa; Platyhelminthes; Trematoda; Strigeidida; Schistosomatidae. The record is from the annotation of a GenBank genome assembly.
GAAGAUUUACGUUGUGGCAAAAUGGAAAAAACUUCCGAUGCAGCCGAUGAUAUUAUGAAAUCUGAUAAACUUGACCUCAUGAAUUAUCCUCACAUUAUUGACGAAUUAGCCGAAUGGUCCAUUAAUUUGGAUUCCAAGCUGUCGGCAGAUAAUAGUUAUUCUGUUGCAGUAGAUUUGUUACGUUGCCGAAAUAUUUCAUUAUCAAGUGUACAUCCCUCCUCACUCAAUCUGUCUUCGGAUGACAAGUUACCAGCUAAUAAAGAGUCAGAUUCAUCCUCACUUUCCAAGAUAAAUUACCUUUUGUAUAACACCUGGAGAAAAUUGUCGGAUGUACUGACUUUUUGGUUCCCACCUUCCCAAGUUUUAGUCACUUACGCUCAUUUACGCGAAAAUAAUUGCCCUUGGCAAUUAGGUUAUCUUUCAUCUGAGUCCGUUCAAGGUCAGGCUUUGUGUCUUGUAGCCACUCAUUGGCUAGAGUUAAUGGAAUUGCCAAAUAGACUUCAAAGUUCUAAUUCCUCGUCAUUAAACGAUUUGAAACAAUCAAAUGAUAUCACUCCAUUUGAACUUAUUCAAUCACCUAACAUAAGCUCUACAUAUGUUGAGUCAGAUGUCAAUCAGAUUGUUACAAAUCAUUCUACCAGGAUAACAAGAAAGUGGUAUCUAAGUUACGUGGACCCAUGUCCACAGUGGCGCAUAGUUACUUUUUUAUCGUAUAAACCUAGUGAAACAUUUGAGUACGAUUUAUCAGCCAAUGGCUCAAAUUCAACUUUGGAUAAUCUGUAUUAUAUAACCGCUAUAGGUUAUAGUAAUGGUUCCAUUGAUAUAAUUGACCUAUCAAUUGAUGAAAGUGAGAGGCCUAACUUGGACCAAAAUAUUCGACGUAGUCGGAUUUUCAUUCCAUCUCCUUUUACACAGUCGAUCGAUUCGUUUGGUUACAAGAAACCACUCUUUCCCAUUGUUUUAUUGUCUUUCAUUGAUAUAUCUCACCUUUUAGUGGGUCAUUUCAGAGGUCAUGUAGAUUUGUGGCAUUUAGAUUGGAAAGCGAAGAGUUUCCCAGCUCGUAUGAUGAUGAGAAUUUAUUCUAUCAGUACUUACAAAGCUUCUAAACCACCUCCUUUAUUGUCAGCUGUAUUUGACUCAUCGUCCAGUUUGCUUGUUUUAUCUUGUUUACCAAACGUCAAUGUAUCUGUAUCCAAAUCAAUGCAUAGAAAACUUGGACUAUCAUGUUAUUAUGUGUCCAAGAAGGCACCUUAUUUAAUUCCAGCCUCCUCCAGUUCAACAUCUGAUGUAAUACCUGGUGGAUUGAUGAGUUUAUAUAGUGCAUGGAAGGACACAUCAGUUCAUUUACUAUGCAACCUAUUUCGUCGCAACAGUUACCUGACUUGCGAUAACACAGAUGCAAUCACUUCUAUGACUUUGGCGAAUUUCAGUACUACUUCACUUCCAAUUUUUUCAUCUUCAGAUAUAUCCGACCAAUUAUUGCUUGGUAGCCUUCAUUCGUCAGGUUCAUAUUCUGUAUGGUUGAUUCCAUCUUUUGAAUUGCUUCUUCUGAUUGCCAAUCCUCAAAGUAGCCCCAACCUCUCAUUAUCACCAAUGAAUCAGGCUUCUAGUAUGUAUAGUAGACCUUUCCGAAUAGCUUGGUGGGGCAGACCUUCAGAAUCAGAUGAAUUAUUAAAUCAAACUAUUCAAUUAUGUGUUCUUCAUGAAAAUGGUUCAAUUGAUUUGUUAGAUAUAAAAAAAUGUGGCACAGAAUUUUAUCCUAAAAUAGCAAGAAAACUUGAAAGUUUAAAAUUAUCAAAAUUUCCUGUAUUUGCUACACAUUCUACUGUUCAAUCUAAUCCUCAAUCUUGUUUCUCUGAAGUUGUCCUGUUAUCUUCUUGUUUAAAAGAAGAUUCUGAAUCUAACAUUGUACAUCAUUCAUCUAAAACUAUGAUUUUUCAUCAUUGUAUACGAUGUACCCGAUUAAAAUCAACAACAUAUCAUGGAUUAUUUGAUCAUUAUAUACGUAUAGGUAAAUUUCAUAAAGCUUUAGAAUUAAAUAAAUCCAAUAAAAGGAUGAAUGAUGAAAUUGUCUAUAAACAAAUGUGGAUUAGAUUAAGUAAUGAAUUUUGGAAAAUCAAUAAUUUUCAACAAUUUCUUCAUUCAACAUUAGAUCCAAUUCAGAAAAUUCAUCCAUUAUGGAUUAUCAAACAAUGUUUAAAUUAUCUGCCAAAAUUUGUACCGUCCAAUUUAAAUUAUACUUUAUUACUUUCAAUUAUUCAAUUAGUUUUAAAUUAUGGUUUAAAUUUAUUAAUAAAUAAUAAACAUUUAAUAAAUAAUGAUCUUUGGUAUUCAACUAUACAUGAUCGUUUCUUAACUUAUCUAGCUCAUAUUCAUUGUAUUGAGUUAAUCAUAAAAAAUGAAUUACAAUCUGAUCCAUCAAUGAAUGAUGAAUCAAUUCAUUUACAUCUUAUUCAUCAUGAAACAUAUCAACCUUGUAUUCAAGAGAUUCUAGAAUUUAUUGAUCAUUUACGUAUUCAUUCAUUAUUGUUUAUUGCUUUAAAUUAUGCUGAUCAUCAACAAUUUAUUGCAUUAAAUACUUUAAUUGAUUAUUUCCCAAAAUCUAUCGGUUUAUAUCGAUUAUUGAUUGGAUCUCAUUUAUCCGAGACAAUUAAUCCAAAUUUAUAUUUUAAUAAACUAUUUCAUUUACAAUCCAUUUCACAAAACAAUCAAACCGAAUCUAUUAUUGAUAUACAAAAUGAUCAUCAUAAUGAGAUGAUGAUAAUGAAGAGUGUACAAUGUAAUUUUUCCAUUUCAUUAUAUCUGAAUGUAGAAAUUUUAAAUAAUCCAUUGAAAUUGGUGAAAAUUUUCUCUUCUUGGUUCAUUGAACGAGCUAUACAAAUUGAUACACGGUCUGGUUUAACUAAUUAUGCAUUAAAUUUAAUUUCUAUGGGUUUAUCUAUGUGUGAAGAAAUUUUAAAAGGAAAUCCUAUUGAUCAUGAAGUAGAAGUAUGUUUAAAAUCAUUGAGAAAAGUUCAUCGAGAUUUUAUUGAAUUAGCACAAAUUAUCUACAAUGAAAAUAUAUCUCCAACUACAACACUACAAAUUUCUAAUGAUUUUACAAAUAUAAUACCUCAAGAAUGUAAUAAUAAUAAUAAUAAUAAUAAUAAUAAUAAUAAUAAUAAUAAUAAUAAUGGCAGUACAAACGAAUGUAUCAGAGCAUUUCAGUUGAAAAUGAAAAAUUUCCAACAUUUCGAUUCUAAAUUCAUUUUAACUCUUCUACUUCGAAUUAGUUUGAAUCUUAUCAACUCGGAUAAUCUACAUAAUACAUCAUCAUCAUCAUCAUCAUCUGUUAAUUCGGAUAAAUUAGUCUCAUUUGUUGUUUAUCAGUUAUUACCACAUUUAGCUGAGAAAUGUUCUCCAUCUGAUUAUCAACAAUUAAUUAAUCAUUGUCUUUUGUAUGCGGCAAAUUACAUAGGUUUAACUGGUCACCUCAAACUUUUGGAGUCAGUUAAAUUGGGAUCUUUAACUGAUUUUAGUGAUUAUUUGUCAAUAAAUCUAACUGAUGCAGUCGUUUUGAAUAAUGAUUCUCAUGUUAAUGAUUAUCUAACUAUUUUAAACCCAUAUCGACUAUUAAAUGGAUUAGUUUAUGUUUUGAAAGAAUAUGAACUGGAUCAUAAAGCUGAUCAACUAUUCAAUCAAGAACCGAUUGUAUCAUUAUCAACAUACUUAAAUACUGCUAAUCAACUUAUUCAAUCAAUGCUUAUUUAUUGUCAAGAUUAUAAAAUGAUUAUUUUACAAUUUACUAAUGAAAUAGAUUAUAAAAACUUAUUAGAAAGUAUUCAAUUGAUAAAUCAAUUUAUUCUAGCUUUCAUUGAAUUUCAAUCAUUGAUACAAUCCAUUGAAAAAUGUAUUGGUUCAUCAAUUCAAUUACCUUUCAAUUCUAUUGGAUCAUUUUAUCGAUGUAGUCAAGAUGCAAAAUAUUUUUGUCAUCUAUUAAAUAAUUGGAUGCAAAUAUUCAGUCGAUUAGCUAUGACAUAUGAAUAUAAAGAUAAUAUCUCUGAUGAAUUAAUUCAUGAUAGUAAUCAUAAACGUAUACAACGAUCACAGAUUUCUGAAUCAACUAUAAAGAAACUCAAUGAUACUUUUUGUCAAUUCUACAAAAUUCUGUCAAAAGCAUUUCAUCAUUGUCCAUCUGAAUCAUGGUUAGAAAUUGGUUUACAAUAUACAUUAUUCGCUUCAGGUAAUGAAUAUUUUCUUGAAUUAUCAAGAAAUUUCUGUUUAAACUUCAAUGAAUCACGUAUAAAUUUACAAAAAACUAUUGAAUUAUCUGAAAAUGCAUUAAAUACAUGGAGAAUUUGUUUAUUAAAUGCUAUUCGUACUUAUGUGAAUACAUCUGUACCAAUAAGAUCCGAUUUAAAAGUGGUAUUUACUGAUUCUCAAACAUCAUCAUCAUCAAAUGUCUAUUCUAAUAGAAUUAUGGAUCCUAAUGAACGUUUAGCACGUCAUUGUUUAUCCAUUAUUGACUCAUUACAUAAUCAAAUGAAUUGGAAUCAAUCAUUGUUAUUAGAAUUUCAUAUAGAAAAAUGUUUAUUAGAUGCAUCAACAUUUCUCGGAACAAUUCAUAAAAUAUUAUCACCAUCAAUAAUAUCAUCAUCUUAUUUACCAUAUAAAUUAAGAUAUUUAUGGUGUACUACUACUACUACCACCACCACUAAUAAUAAUGAUAAUAAUCAAUCGAAUGAAUUAUGUAAUAAACGUAUUGAUUUAUUGAUUGAUGCAUUCAAUAAAUUAAUUAAAUUAUUUUCCAUAGAUACUAAAACUAAUUAUGAUAAUAAUUAUUUAAAAAAUUUAUUUAAUUCAAUAUUAUUACAUAAUAUAGCUAAUAGUUUCUUAAUAAACAUUGAACAAGUAAAAAGAUGUUUUGUUCAUUCCAUGUAUCAUUAUAUCAAAUUAAAUACAAAUGAUAAUUAUCCUAAUGUAUAUUUAUUACAUUUAACUUAUAAUUAUUUAAAUGAUUUAAUUGAAUUACGUAAUGAAUUAUGUUGGCAUGAAUGUGCUAAUUGGGCUGGUUAUGAAUCAGAAUUAUAUGAUCCAUCAGAUAUUUUUAAUCAUCAUCAUUAUACUACUCAUAUUAAUAAUAGUAGUAAUAAUAAUACUAUUGAGAAAUUUGAUAAUAAAUUAUAUUCAUGGACAUAUUUACAUGCAUUAUAUAAUAUUGAACGUUCAAAAUAUAAUUUCACUAAUAUGAAUAUAGAUAUAAUGGAAUUAUGGAAUGUUGAACGUUAUCGUUUACGUUUAGCUAGAUAUGCAUUAGCAUAUUGUAAGUCAUUAGAAUAUUUCUAUGAUUUAUGUAAUUUUAUUGGAUUAUGUACACUACGUCUUGAAUGGAUUACAUUAUCGAUUAUUAUGUUAAAUAAUAAUAAAAAAGAAGGUAGUAAUAUUAAAAAGUUAUCUCGUAAUAUGUAUAAACAACUGGUUAAAUUAAUAUCAUCGGAAUAUCAUCAAUUAGAAACUGAGAAUCAUAAUAAUAAUAAACACGAUAAAGGUAUUACAUUAUGUUUACCACCAUAUUAUUCAGAAUUAACAAAUGAUCUAUUCACUGAAUUAAGAUCAAAUAUAUUCGAUGAACUGGAACCAAUUAAUUAUCCUAAUUAUGGUUUAAAUGAACAACGUCUAUGGUUUGCUUUUCUUAUUCAUUGGGCUAAAUUGAAUCAAAUCAAUAUAUUUAAUGAUCAUGAUCAUGAUGAUGAUGAUUGUAAUCCUAAUAUUAUUUGGUGUAAAACAUUUUUAGAAGUAAUGAAUCGUGAUACACGUUUAGCAAUUAGUUAUUCAGCUAUUGGUUCAAAAUGUUGUCGAUUUUAUUCAUCUAAUUCAAUAUCCUAUUUGAAUUAUAUAAAUCAAGUUAGUUCUGUUCUAUUACCAUUUAUGGAAUCAUCUAGUAUUUCUGAGAAUUUCGAUAGUACAUGUCGUAUUGUAUUAGUUCUAUUAUGUUAUAUUUUAAUAUCAGUUUAUGAAUAUAAAACUAUUGAAUAUUGUCUUCCAUGUGGAUGUUUUCCAUCAGGUAAAUAUUUAUGUUCAAAAUAUUGUUCUUUUAUUACAUCUAAUGAAUUUAGUCAAGAAUUUAAUCAACUUCAUAAACAACUUAUUCAUACAUUGUCAAUUGUUUUAAGAGAAAGUCUUAUUCAUCGUCUUGUUAGUAAAUUUCCAAGUAUUGAUUUUGUACGUUUUCAUAAUGAUCAAAACUAUCGAGAAGAUACUAUAUAUGGAUUAUGUUCAACGAAUUUUUCACUUGGUCUACGAUUAUGUUCAUGUUAUAAUCUUUCACAAAUUGAAGGUAUAUUUUGUCGUCUUGAAUAUUUAUUCCGUGAUGAAGAUUAUACUAAUGAUAAAAUUAAAAAAAUGAUAAAUCAUAUUAUUCAAUGGAUUUUAAUAUAUCCAAAUGGAAUGGAAAUUUUAAUUCAUCGUAUCCAACAAACUAUUUAUCCAUUUCUAAUACAACUUUCACAAAUAAAAUUAUUUUUUGAUGUAUUACCUAAUGAGUGUGAUUUACAGGUAGUUGAUGGUGUUAAAAUACAAUUACAUCGAAAGAUAUUGGAUAUUUUAUCAAAAUUAAACGUUGAUGAUACAUUUUUCAAUUGUUUAAAUUAUCCUGAAUUCCUCAAUUCUCUUCAUCAAUCUUCUGAAUUGCAUAAUCAUCCACUUUUUAACUUUAUCCAAACUAAAUCUGAUGCAAAUGUUGUAGCGAAAAUUGUUGAACAAAUACAAACUGAUGAUAACAGUAAUGAGAUCACAUCUCUACAAGUUGGUGAUAUUUAUGCAAUAUUUGGUUUAAGAGUGUUUUAUGACUCGACAUUAUUUGAAUCUUUCAAAAAUAUGUCUGAUUUAUUAAAAUUAUUUGAAUUGAUCGCUCCAGGUAACACUUCAAAUGAUGUUUCACGUUUUGUAAAGUGGUUGGAUGAGUUGUUAUAUGAUAGUACAUUUUCAGAAAAUUUAUCUAUUAGUCAACGUCGUUUGGUUUUGAAAUCGGCACAUUCUUUUGUUUCAAGAUUAAAUCAACCUACUACUGAAAAGAUGAUCAAUGAUUAUGUAUUAAAUUUCAAUCAAAUUUUAUAUUUAUUAAAUAAUAUUUUAUUCCCUCAAGAGAAUACCAUUCACAAUGAUCAAGAUGAUUUCAAUGAAAUAGAUCUAAAUAAGAAUUUUAUUAAUAAAUUCUUAUUACCUAAAGAAUUCUAUUCUAAAUUAAUUAGUAUAAAACCAACUAAUCAAUUAGCUAAAGUUAAUUUCUUUAAAGAGUUUAUCUUUACCAUCAUUAAUAAUCCUUUGAAUAGUAUACAUCAACAUAGUAACAAUGAUAUGUCAUCUCAUUCGGUUUGUUUAAAUAUUGCUGCAAAAUUACAAAUUCUUGGCUGUUUAUUACCACAUUGUUUGAAAACGUUAAAUAUUGAAAAUGAAAUUUGGUUAAAUAUUCUACAAGAAAACUUAUCUAUUUGUUUCUCAUUAUUAUCAUCAAUAUUUACAUUAAACUUUGAAUAUUUCUCACAAAUUAACAUAAAUCAACAACAACAACAACAGGAACAAAUAUCAACACAAAUGUUUACUAAUUCACAAGUUCACUUAAUUUAUCCACAUCUUAAUGAUUUUCUUAAUUUAUUUAUCAAAAAUGAUGAUGAUGAUGAUGAUGAUGAUCCUGAUCAUGAUCAUGAUCCAUUGAAUGAUCCAUAUCGAAUUGAUUCUAUAGAACUUUUAACUUGUCUUUUAUCAAAUACAACUAUACGUCGUUUAUUUGGUAAAAAUUUAUUAAAAUCUUAUUCUAAUCCUAUUAAUGAUUGGGAUGAAUUACAUUUUACUAAUACACUUACAAUAUUCAUGAAAACAUUAAAUUAUUUACAAAAUUCUUCUAAUAAUUCACAAUUAUCAGAAUUCAAUAGUCAACUUUCAUUAUUAUCCAUUGAAAAUGAUGUAAAUCAAUUUCAAAAUAGUAUAAUACAGUUAUUUGAACAAAAUUUAAUGAUGAUUAAUAGUGAUGAUGAUGAUCAUCAUCAUCACUUGAGGAACAAUUUCAUGGAGGAUUCAUUUACUAUGAUUAAGGAAAAUGUAGAACUAUUGAGAUCAAUUAUUGAGUUAAUUGAUCUGAUCAUAAUCGACGACAUACUACCAGAUAAAUGUGAUUUUCUCCAAAAUUUAUGGAUACUAUGGUAUCAAUAUUGUGAAAAGUCUGGUAUAAUUUUUAUGAACAAUGAAUUAUUCAACUCUGAAUUAUUCAUAUAUCAAUGGACAAAAUUUUGUAUUCCACCAAUUGAAUUUACUAAAGCUGGACUGAAACGAUUAUCAGAGUAUUACACUUUCAAUAAAUCAUUUCCAUCUUAUCCAAUUACAUAUCAAGCUGCCCUACUUAGCAAUGGUUUAUUACAAUCUAAUAUUGAUUUGAUCAAUUCUACAUUGUCUAUUUUAUCGAAUAUAACAGAUAAUGAUUCGAUUAUUCAUUAUUUAGAUUCAUAUGUUUGUUGUUAUUUCAUAUGUAAUCACUAUAAAUAUUACUUAAAUUUAAUGAAUAAUAGUAGUACAUGUAAUGAUCCAAUCAUUUCUAGGAAAUUCUUUUCUAAACUAUUCACUUCAUUGAUUAACUUACUUCAAUCAAAUCAUUCUAAUCAAAUGAUUUAUUAUAAAAUGGGAUAUAAUUUCUGUUUAUUAUUACGUAAUGAGAAUAUGUGGUUAGAAGCAGUGAAGAUUUAUCGGAUUAUUCAUCGAAUCGACACCAAUAAAUUACCAAUAGAAUAUCUUAUGAAAUUAAUUCAUGAAUUAAAAUGGAUUGAAGAAUAAAAUUAUUAUUAUUAUGUAAUAUCUUUCAUUAAAUAUUUUCUACUGUAUAGAAACUGUCUUUUCUUUCUUUCUUUCUUUCUUUCUUUCUUUUUGUUUUGUUUGUUUGGUUUUAUUGUUCAAUGUUUUUUUUCUUUGUGAAUAAAUUAUUUUUUUGUCUUUCAUUUCAUGUUGUUGUUUUUGUUUUGUUUUAUAUGAGAUUAUGUAUCUUAAAAAGAUUUUAAUUAGAGUUCUUAAAAUAAUCUGGUAUUAGAAGUGGUUUUGUGGAGAUUUUAGCAAUUCGAAUCAUUGAGAUCAUGAACCGAUUGAUGUUAGACCAUCAUGGAAAACCUGGAAACACUGGAUGGCCGUUUUGUCCUAUUAUGGAACUCCUCAGCAGUGCUCAUCCAAGACCCCGACCAUAUACUCACUAGUGACCGGUUUCAAGAAGUAUAUCCUGAAGUUCUAGUGCGAAGCAGUGACCUGUGGAGUUCAACCGAGUCAGUUGUGAGAUAGUAACCCACUGAUGACAAUGGUAGAUGUGUCGCUCAAUUUCGUGGAUUAAUUGAUGUUCUACGUUAACACCGUUGGAUGCCGGCUGGUUCAAUGGCCUAGUGAUUAAGUGCUCGCGCGUGAGACCAGUUGAUCCUUGAUUCGAAUCCCGCGAGCUGGAUCGCGGUUGCGCACUGUCACUAAGCAGUCCCGCAACAGAACGAAACGGCCAUCGAGGUUUUCCAUGAUGGUCUAGAUUCAAUUGACUCAUAAUCUAGUAUUUUUGAUGUUAAUGUUGUAUCCAAUUAAAUCUGGUUCAAUAUGGGUUGUUCCUGUAAAUGUAAAAUAUUGCUUUAGAUUUCCUUUUUAUCAUUAUAUGUUGAACACUUCACUUAUCUUCGAAAUUUCAUCAGAACUGAUCGAUUGGUGUCUGAGGAUAUAUUGGUAGGAAUUCUAAACAUUCGCCUAACUUUCCUUAACUUGUAAUGUCUGACAAAAAAGGACGAUUAUACUGCACAGCAAAUCA